Messenger RNA from Conger conger (European conger), 3882 nucleotides. Its product is annotated as extracellular calcium-sensing receptor-like. Gene Ontology annotation, molecular function: G protein-coupled receptor activity. Bases 1 to 3882 code for a protein of 1293 amino acids. Gene Ontology annotation, cellular component: membrane. Gene Ontology annotation, biological process: G protein-coupled receptor signaling pathway. The record is from RefSeq and is a predicted model, not a curated record. NCBI's taxonomy places the organism in Eukaryota, Metazoa, Chordata, Actinopteri, Anguilliformes, Congridae. The transcript has 13 exons.
AUGCUACAGCUUCGCCCUCUUCUCCUCAGCCAUGAAGAGGGUGUUCCCAAUCGCUUGGGAUCAGACUACUCCAUUGAGUUCCGGACCCUGGCAGCCACGGCCGGAUGGGGGCACACCGCGCUGUGGAGCGCCUUCCAGAACGGGCUUUCAGAGCAGAUCCUUGGCCAGCUGACCACCUGUGAUCUGCCAACCUCCCUCGAUGCCCUCAUUGACUUGGCCAUCAGAGUGGACACUCGGCUGAGGGAACGAUCCACUUUACUCGCCUACAUCUUCUGGGAGGGGGCUCACCACCAAGUGCGAAUCCUGAUCGACUCCGGGGCAGACGCCAACCUGAUCUGCUCUACUCUGAUCCGUCGGCUGGGAGUCCCCACCUCCACACUCUCAGCACCAAUGCACUCAAUGCGGUCUGAUCCAUCCCUCCUCUUCUCCAGCCGGAGCCGGGUUCUUCUUCUUGGAGAAGAGGGGUUCGUCUUUGUGUACCUCAAUGACAUCCUCAUCUUUAAUGCCACUCUGGAGGAACACGUCAGCCAAGUGCUCCAUCGCCUCCUGGAGAACCGCCUGGUCAUCAAAGCCGGGAAGUCUGAGUUCCACCAAUCCUCCAUCCAGUUCCUCGGCUGGGUCGUCUCUGGGGGCAGAUUGAAAUGGACCAGGAAAAUACCUCUGCACAAAGUCACCUUUUGCUGGACCACUGCCGCCAACAUAGCUUUCCUUGAGCUCAAGAGGUGCUUCUCCUUCGCUGCUGUCCUGGCCAUGCCCGAUCUUGAGAAGCAGUUUACCCUCAAGAAGUUUUUUCACAAAGAGCCCUGGACAACAAGGUCCAUCCCUCUCAACAUCGUCAGAAAAGUGGAGGAAGCCCUGAGGGGCUAUCCUGUCCCGGACAGCACACCUGAAAACUGGCUCUUUGUCCCUGAAGCGGUCCGUCCGCUGACCUUGUCCUGUCUCGCCUGUCAUCCUGGGGUCAACCCUAUGGUAGCUCUCCUGGGGCGCCACUCCUGGUGGUCAUCUGUGAAACCUGAUAUAGCUGACUUCAUCGCUUCAUCGCCGCCUGUCCUGAGUGCUCCACUCCUACACUUUGUCGUCCUGCCCAUGCUCCCUUCCUCAAAAGAAAUGGCUGAAUGUUUCUACACGUCUUCCGCCAGCACGGCCUUCCCCUGGAGGUGCCCUCGGAUCGAGGCGCUCAGUUCUCCAGUCAGUUCUGGGAGGUUCAUCCCCAAGGCCAGGGAUGACAGCUCCUGGUGGAAUGGGAGAGGUACGGGCCCAAGGAGAACUCCUGGGUGCCACAUCCUGGACACCGCCCUCAUCAAUUACUUUUUCAAGGACCACCCUGAAAUGGACACAAGAGUCCUCCUCUCCGCUUCCCAGCAGCAGCUGCGCACAUGCCGUCCCCUCUCUGGAUAUGACCCCCUCCCAGCCCUGGUGAGGGAGGGUGACAUCACUCUAGGGGGGCUUUUCUCCCUCCAUGACUCAGUGCUGGAACCUGGCCUGUCCUUCACCUCUGAGCCUGACCCCACACUGUGUGCGGAGUUUAACUUCAGAACAUUCAGGUGGAUGCAGACCAUGAUUUUCGCUAUAGAAGAAAUCAACAGAGAUGGUCGCCUGCUCCCAAAUGUGACCCUGGGCUACAAGAUCUACGACUCCUGUAGCACGCCCUUUCAUGCACUCCGGGCAGCUAUGACCCUCUUGAGUCAGCAGGAUGAGGGCAGCAGAGAGACACACUGCAGGCCACAGGUACCCAUUGUGAUUGGUGAUGGAGGCUCCACUCUGUCCUUAGUUGUGGCACAUUUGCUGGGCAUCUUUCAUGUCCCACAGGUAAGCUACUUCUCCAGCUGUGCAUGUCUGAGCAACAAGGAUGAGUUCCCUGCCUUUCUGAGAACUAUGCCCAGCGACUUCUUCCAGGUUGACGCCUUUGCUCUACUGGUGCGUCACUUCGGCUGGACCUGGGUGGGCUCUGUGGCUGGGGAUGAUGCCUACGGCCGUCAGGGCGUCCAGAUCUUCAACACAGAGGUGAAAAAGCUGGGGGUUUGUGUGGCGUUCCAUGAGAUCAUCCCGAAAAAUCACGCAGCGGUGCGGAUGUCCCGCAUCGUGGAGAGGAUCCGGCUCUCAGGGGCCCGAGUGGUGCUGGUGUUCGCCCUGGAACAGGAUGCGGGGGCGCUGUUCAGGGAGGCGCUGAGACAGAACCUGACAGGGAUCCAGUGGCUGGCCAGCGAGGCCUGGAUCACCGCUGCUGUGCUCUCCCGUCCACUUUUCCAUCCCAUCCUGCAGGGCUCGGUCGGGUUUGCCAUACGCAGGGCUGAUAUCUCCGGGCUGCAGUCUUUCCUCCUGCGACUGCACCCCUCUAUGGCCCAGGAUGACCCCUUCUUCUCUGAGUUCUGGGAGGAAACCUUCGGGUGCUCCUUAGAAGCAGGCAGGAGUGACAAGCCUCACUGCGUGGGCACUGAACAGCUAGCCAGCACACAGAACAUCUACUCCGAUGUCACUCAGCUCAGGAUUUCAUACAACGUUUACAAGGGGGUUUACGCCAUCGCUCAUGCCCUGGAUUCCAUGCUUAAAUGUGAACCAGGCAAAGGCCCUUUCCUGGGCUGGUCCUGUCCUAACACUGCUAGCAUACAACCAUGGCAGCUUCUACACUAUUUAAAGCAGGUGGAGUUUUCCACCAGCUUUGGAGAACGGAUUAAGUUUGAUGAGAACGGCGACCCUGUGGCAAUGUACGAUCUCAUUAACUGGCAAAUCACAGGGAACGGAACAGUGGAAUUUGUCACCGUGGGUAGAUUUGAUGGCACACUGUCCCUCACCCACAAACUAGAAAUUUAUGAAGAUGUAAUUGUGUGGAAUGGACAACAGAAACAAGUCCCUUACUCUGUCUGCAGCAAUAGCUGCCUCCCUGGAACCCGCAAAGCCAUCAAGCCCCAAUUCCCUGCCUGCUGCUAUGACUGCAUUAUAUGCACAGCUGGGGAAAUCAGUAAUCAGACAGAUGCCAUAGAGUGUCUGAAAUGCCACCCGGAGUUCUGGUCCAACGCAAGAAGGGACGAGUGCGUUCCGAAGCAGGAGGAAUACCUGUCGUACAGGGACACCAUGGGUGUCACGCUCCUCGCCGUGGCCCUACUGGGCGCAUGCUGCACGGUUAUGGUGGGCUUAAUCUUCGUCUGCCACAGGACCACACCCAUAGUCAGAGCCAACAACUCGGAGCUGAGCUUUCUGAUCCUGUGCUCGCUGAUGCUGUGCUUCCUGUGCGCACUGGCCUUCAUCGGCCAGCCCACCGCGUGGUCCUGCAUGCUCCGCCACAGCGUUUUCGGCAUAGCUUUCGUCCUCUGCAUCUCCUGCAUCCUGGGCAAGACCAUCGUGGUGCUGAUGGCCUUCCGGGCCACCCUCCCCGGGAGCAAGGUGAUGCAGUUGUUCAGCCCAAAGAGGCAGAGAGCCAUCAUCCUCUUGUGCACUCUGAUGCAGGUGCUUAUCUGCAGCCUGUGGUCGGCCUUGUCCCCACCAUCGCCGCAGAGGCUACUGAUGCGCGAUAGCGCUCGGGUGGUCCUCCUGUGUAACGUGGGCUCAGCUCUGGCGUUCUCGCUGGUGUUGGGCUACAUCGGCGUGCUCUCCUGCCUCUGCUUCCUGCUGGCAUUUUUAGCCAGGAAGCUCCCGGGAAACUUCAACGAGGCCAAGCUCAUCACCUUCAGCAUGCUAAUUUUCUUCGCCGUCUGGAUCGCCUUUAUCCCAGCCUAUGUCAGCUCACCCGGGAAAUACACCACGGCCACAGAGAUCUUCGCCAUCUUAGCGUCCAGCUUCGGACUCCUGGCCUGUCUGUUUUUCCCCAAAUGUUACAUAAUACUGCUUAAACCAGAGAAAAACACCAGGAGGCAUCUUAUGCCCAAAUCCGAAAGACGAUAUUAA